This is a messenger RNA of Seriola aureovittata, 8113 nucleotides long. RefSeq lists its product as uncharacterized. The transcript has 14 exons. Gene Ontology annotation, biological process: homophilic cell-cell adhesion. Gene Ontology annotation, cellular component: desmosome; plasma membrane. The record is from RefSeq and is a predicted model, not a curated record. Bases 26 to 6571 code for a protein of 2181 amino acids. NCBI's taxonomy places the organism in Eukaryota, Metazoa, Chordata, Actinopteri, Carangiformes, Carangidae. Gene Ontology annotation, molecular function: calcium ion binding.
ACAGGCUGGUGCAUGCUGCGUCUUCAUGGCUAAACUCUCCCUCACAGCAGUGGGCCUGCUGCUGCUGUCAGUGCUGCUGGCCGUGGUGCUCGGCGCUGAGGCAGGAGAGAGGAGGCCACAAACAGUGAGGAGGAAGAAGAGGGAGUGGAUACUUCCACCUGCCAAGCUGAUGGAGAACUAUGAUUACACUGAUAGGGAAUUCAUCGCUAAGAUCCGCUCUGAUAAAGACCGAGAUCAAAAGGUGGAGUAUUAUCUCUCUGGACCAGGAGUUGACAAACCUCCCUUCAACCUCUUUGUGGUGGACCACGACACUGGCUUUGUGAGGAUCACUGGUAUUCUGGACCGGGAGAAAUACCCAUACUUCCAUCUAAAAGGAACUGCUAAAUACAGAAAUGGGACCACAGCAGAAGACGACAUCCCCCUGAUAGUCACAGUCCUGGACGAAAAUGAUAACACUCCUUACUUUCAGCCGUGUACUGGGAACAUCACAGAGGCCAGCAAGACAGGAACCUUUGUGAUGCAGAUUCAGGGGAAGGACGAUGACCAGGAGGGAACCAUUAAUUCGGAGAUCUCCUACAGCAUUGUGGGUCAGGAGCCAGAGGGCACAGGUCACAUGUUCACUAUCGACCAAAAGACAGGAAAACUGUAUGUGAAAGAACCCACACUGGACAGAGAGACUCUUGACUUCUACACACUGAUUAUACAGGGGGCUGAUUUGGGAGGGGCACAAGGGGGGCGGAGUGGGACAGGGACUGUCGAGAUCCAGGUCAUGGACAUCAAUGACAAUGUCCCCACUCUGGAAAAAUCUGAGUACUCUGGUGCAGUGGAUGAAAACAUCGCUGACGUGGUCGUGAUGAAAAUCAAAGCUCUGGACAAAGACCUUGAACACACAGACAACUGGGUGACUGUCUUUACAAUCAUCACAGGAAAUGAUGACAACUUAUUCGCCAUUGAGACAGACAAAGACACCAAUGUGGGCAUCCUGAAGCUGAUCAAGGCUGUGGAUUUUGAAGAAAUCCAGAAUCUUGAGCUUGGCCUGCUCAUUGAGAACGUGGCUCCCUUGGUGGAGGGUGGUGCUGUUCUGAUGGAUGUGGAUGUUCAGGUUGGAGAAGGUGGUGCCGGAGCCGGAGCCGGAGCCGGAGCCGGAGCCGGAGCCGGAGCCGGAGCCGGAGCCGGAGCAGGAGCCGGAGCCGGAGCUGCAGCUGCAACUGGAGCUGUAGGCAGUGGAGGUGCAGGGGUAGACCUGGAUGCAGGUGUGACUCUAAAUGUAAACGUGGACCUAGAAGGGGGUGGGGGUGUAGUCCCUGGAACUGGGGUUAAGCCUGGAACGAAGCCAAGUCCACAAGCAAAAAGCUAUCCCAUCAAGAUUGCAGUGAACAAUGUGCCAGAGGGUCCAGCAUUCAUACCUGCCACCAAGACCGUCCCUGUGUCAGAGGAUCCAGAUCAAGUUCCUGAGGAUGGAGUGAUCACAGUCUUCGCUGCUGUCGAUCCAGACACAGGGAAACCAGCCGAGGAUGUCAGUUAUGCUAAAGCCUAUGAUCCAGACAACUGGUUCACCAUUGAUGAAGAAACAGCAGAGAUUAAACUCACCAAGGUCCCAGACAGAGAGUCCCCAUUCCUGGUGAACGGUACCUACAUCGCCAAAGUUCUGGCCAUAACCAAAGACAUGCCAUCAAAGACAGCCACGGGAACCAUAGCCAUUCAGGUGACCGACUCCAACGACCACUGUCCCACCCUCUGCACCACCCACAGAAGUCUGUGCUCCGAUCAGAAAACCGUUGUUGUGACCGGCUGUGACGAGGAUGUUCGUCCUAACAGUGCUCCGUUCAUGUUCAGAAUCAUACCUGAGGGGACAAGAGGCAGCUGGGUGGUAGAAGUCAUCAACGAGACGAGUGCUGCUCUUCACUCACAGGGGGCCCUGUGGCCCGGUUCAUAUGAGGUGCAGGUGGAGGUGUUGGAUGCUCAGGGUCUCUCCUGCCCGUCCCAUGAGGUUUUUGCUGUGGACGUUUGUACCUGUGUGGAAACAGAGGACUGCACUUUGAAGGCAGCCAGACUGGGAGCUACUUCCUCUGAGCUCUCUGCUCCAGCCAUCAGCUUGCUUCUACUGGCGAUCUGCUUACUGCUGUUCAUCCCUCUCCUCCUGUUGUUCUGUCAGUGUGGAGGAGCAGACACCAUCUUUCCUGACCAGUUCAAUGAUCUGCCAUUUGAUGCUAAAGAACACCUCAUAUCAUACCACACUGAAGGCAGAGGAGAGGAUAAGGAAGUGCCGCUCCAAAGUGUCCCUGUCAUGUUGAUUAACCAAAAGCAAGUUGAGACGGCACCAGCAGUAAACAUCAACAGCAUGCCUUCAAACAUCACAGAGACUCAUCAGACAAGUACAUUCUUCAAGGAAUCUGUUCAGAGGUUUCAGGAAACCAGGCAAAGUCUGAUGGAGGUAGACAGCGCCUACGGGUUUUCAAGGGAAACGUUCAACCAUGGCAGUGCAGCGCAGUUCAGCAGGCAGAGACUUCUCUAUGAAGACAUGGCCCUACCUGAUGCUUUCCUCAAUGACUACUACUCACAGAAAGCGGUGUGUGCUGUACCAGUGAAGGACGGUCUGGUGGCAUAUGAUUUCGAGGGCCACGGCUCAAGUGCUGGCUCAGUGAGCUCCUGCAUCCUCCCGGACUCUGACCACGAACUGCAGUUCCUCAAUGAGCUCGGACCAAAGUUCAAGACUUUGGCUGAGAUCUGUUUCCCUCCUACACCACAACCCUCUCUGACAACCAAAGUAUCAGAUACUGUCCAGACUACUGUUGGUUUUAAUAAACCGGUUGUUAAACCCAACAUACAGCAGAUUGUUGAGACAAAGCACAGCAACAUAAAGACAGAGAGAGUGAUGGAAUCCUCUACAGGUGCUGUGACCACCGAGCCACCAUCCUUUUCUCACUCCAGGGUCACUAACAUCAGUCAUUCUGCUGCUCUGCCCCCUCCAGUCCAGACAGUUGUGCUACAGCAGCAGCCGGUUUACUACACCACCAGCCCUGUGCUGCAGCCCAUGCACUAUGUAGUCCAACCACAGCUACAGAGUACAGUUCUUUUGGCAGAGGGGGCUUGUGGAACCAGUCUUUCAGGGCUGUAUGUAGUCAGUGGACCCCAACGCUCUCCUUCUGGGCUUGUUAUCCAAACCAUUGAGAGUCCCAAAGGCCCUGCAAGUCCUACCAGUCCAGUCAGCCCCACCCUGUUGCUACCUGGUAGCCCAGGUGUGUCCCAGGGCUCAGUCCCUGUGGAGGGGUGGAAAAUGAUAGGGCCAAAUACUGAGGGUGAAUACAUCUUAGUUAAAGAGAGAAGUGGUCCAGGUGAGACAGAGGGUGUGGACCCAGGGUCACCUCAGGGCACUUUGCCCAGAGAUGCUAUCCUGGUAAAAGAGGCUGCUCCCCCUCAGGGGGUGUUAGGCCCGGCAGCCCGGGGGAGUGUGUAUGGUAUUCUGCCAGGACACACUGUUACUAAACAGGGGGGUUUUGUAAACAGAAAUGUGGGGCAAACAUGGGGUGGGCAGCCAGAGCAGGUGGGGUUAGGGCCAGCUACUGCUGUGGGAGUUGGUGUUGGGGAGCCAAGAAUGGGAGUGGAACAUGAGAAUGUGGUCACAGUGAAACCAGAAUUCCCUAUGUGGCCAGCUGGAAUGGGUACAAUGAUGCAGGCCAGUGAAAAUCCGUUCCAAGGAAAUCCUUCUCUGGAGCCAACAAGCUAUACCAAUCGUACUCUAAAAGCAUGUGGGCAAGAUCCACCACAGGAGGACAAGAUCAUUAAUGUCAUUAGUACCUUCACUACUGUUGAAACCUCUGUUACUGCUGAAGCUCAGCCGUGCUCUAAGGAAGAGGUUGUGAUUGAUAAUCUGUUGAUGGACCCCAGUGAUCCAGCUCAGAAGACGUCAGAUGAUACAGAUGUGAUCACCUUUGCAUCUGAACAGUACACAGUAGUAGAUGAUCCCAUUAAGUUGAUCCAAAGUGCAGGUGAAGACAAUGUGGAUCUAACACAAACAUCAGAGACAUUUUCAAAUCUACAUCUUGAGGAAGCUAAUGUAAAAAUAAACCAGUCUGACUCAGUGGUGGAGGAUCCAGGAGCUACAGUAGAUGAAACUGUGACCAAUCAAGUGAACAAAAUCACUGCAGAUGAAGCUAAGUCGCCAAAGUCAGACCAGCAGGAUCACCAUCUCCUCUCUGAAGGGUCCUGCACAGAUGCUUUGUUACCUGGAUCAGGAGAGGAAUCCACUUCUACUGCAGACCACAUCAACAUUGAAGAUGAUCAUAUACAUGAUAUCACAGAGGAAAGUGUGAGCAGACCAGAGGCAGCAUCUUUGACAGAAGAAGAAGAAGAAGAAGAAGAAGAAGAAGAAAGAAAACAUGAUCAGCUCAGCACAGUGGAAUGUCCAGAGGACAGAAGGUCUGAAGUUGGGUCAGAACCUCAACUCAAUGAAUUCAUAGAGGGUCAAAGUGAAAGGGAACACGAAGAUAUCAGUUCAGCAGACUUUGAAAUGAAUCAGGCUACGGCCAUCUUUGACUGUACCGAGGUAGAAGACAUGACUACUGUCACCAGUGAUGCACAUGAAGAAGUGAAGGCUGAGCAGGACCCCCUGUUGGUUUCUGACAUGGGAGAUAAUCCUAUGGAUGAGAUUUCAAAAGAUACUGUUGAUGACUCUGAAGAGAGGUCCAUCUCUGAUCAGUCAGCACUGUCAGAGGUACAGCUGAGCCAGAGUGAACAGAAUGAUAUAGAUGAAGGUCAAACUGAUGCUGUAGCAGAAACAUCACUGCAAACUGCGAGAACUGAGUUCACUGAUCAUGUGGAAGGAGAUGCGGUAGAUCUGAAUUUGAUAUCAGAAGAAAUGACCACUCAAGUGCAGGUAGAUGACUCUAACUUGCCAACCAUUACAACAGCAGAGCAUCCCGCAGAGGACAGGAGCUCUGCCCACAAAGAAGAGGAAGAAGAUAAACAAUAUAUGACAUCAGGAUCAGGUGAUGACCAGGAUGAAGACAUUGAUGCAUUAAGCACAAGUUCUCAAAUGCAAGACAAGUUCAUCUCAGAUGACAUCACUGAUGAAGAGGACGAGGAUGUUGUAGAGCAAAUGGUUUCACCAGUACAGCAAGCUAUAAGCUACUCAGAUGACCAAGAAGAGGAUGAUAUGUUAACCUCAGCUGACAACAUGAAUGUUUCAGAGGAAGAGGAAGAGAUUUUGGAGGAAGUGGCUUCACCUGUAAAACCAUCAGGUGACCAAGAUGAAGCGAUUGAAAGAGAAGAUGCAGGAAGUGUGAUUUCCCAAGUGCACGAUCAGUCCAUCUCAGAGGACAACAUAAGUGAUGGAGCAAAGGAGGAGGAGGAGGAGGAUACUGUGGAGGAAGAAACGUCACCUGUACAGAGAAUGACUGGCAUCUCAGAGGAAGAUGAAGGCAGUGAUAAAGAUGUAUCCCACACAGUCUCUCAAAAUGAAGAUGAGCUUGUCUCAGAUAACAGCGUGACUGAUGGAGAGGAAGAGGAGGAAGAAGCUCCACCCAUACAGCAAAGAAGUAGUAUUUCAUAUGACCAAGACGAAGAGAGUAAAACAGAAGAUGAAUCAGAAGACGAUCAGCUCAUGAUCACCUUAGAUAACAGAACAGAUGGAGAAAAAGAGAAGCAACAUGUAAGCAUCACAGAUGACCACAUUGAAAAGAUAGUAGAAGAAGACUCAUCAGGCUCAAGCUCCCACAUCGAGGAAGAAGGCAUCACUUCUCAGCAGCUGUUAGAAGGGGACUCUCAGCCUUCAGAGACCAGAUGUUUAUCUGAGGAGGAUCUAACAAGUCAACCCACAGAGAUGAAUCAGGAGGUUCCAGGAUCAGAGGUCACAGAAACUGAAGAGCUGCCCUGUGAAGUUACUACACAUCCGAUAGGAACAGGGUCCUCUCAGAUAGUAGACAUAAUUCUGGAUGGUCAUGAGUUAGUGAGCAGUGAUAACAUGUAUGGCAUUGAUGAGGUGCUCACAUCAUCCUCCAGAGUGGACACAGCACAGGUCUCCCUGUCCAGUGAAGACAGAGAGGUCAGUCCCAGCAAGUUGGAAUCUGGAGAAGAAUACAACUACUACAACACAGACGUAGGUAAAACUGAACAUGGGGAGGCUGGAGAUCUCACUGUGGAGACAGAAAGAGCAGAGAUCAGACCUGAUCUAGAGAUUAAAGAGGGAUUCGAUGAUAGGGUAACUACUGCAUGUGGUCAGGUAUCAACAACAUCUUACUCAGACAGUGAAAUAGUGGACAAGACCACAACCUUAGUUGGAGCAGAGCCAGGAUCAUCAGAGACUGGAACUGCAGGUUAUAUGGCUGCGAGUGAGGCAGCUGAGGAGGCUGGGUACUUUGUCCAGAGUGAGAGUAUGCAGAUGACUGGAGAGGCAGCAUUGGUGAGCCCAAACACUUUAGGACAAGCUGAUUACAUGCAUGGGGUUGAGGUAGGUGGUGGUCAAGUGAGUCCUGUACAUGCCAUCAGCCAAACUCCUCGUAACAAAUCAAGAAAGAGUAGAAAGGACUCUAAGAGUCCAAAGAGCCCCUCUGGAAAGUGUAAGCAGCAGUGAUUCCUCUCUGUUUUAUAGUUUACCAUAGUGUUAGAUGUGGAGGUGGUGCCAACAAAGGUUUAAUGAGAUUAAAUUUUAGACAUGUUCACAUCAGGGAUGUUGUGUGUGAGGCCUCUGUGCUGGAUGAGUUCAUUCAGCUCAGAAUGUGAUCAGGCCUUCACACCACAGGUUUACUGCAGUGCUGAAACUGUGCAGGACACAGGCAAGAAGUAAAGUCAUAUAAGUGCAACACAGAUGGGUAUUGUUUAAUCCUGUCAGAUUAAACUGCAUCAACCUGAAAUAAUAUAAAUCAGUGUGUUGAGAUUGGGUUGUAAUUCCCUGUGUUGAUUCAUGUCAAAGCUCCAGAAAACCACCAGUUUUAUCACAUUGUCUCCUUGGAUUUGCACGUCCAGGCUACUGUAGAUACACUUCUGUCCUCUGUACAACACAAUCGAUGUGUGCCUUUUACUAUAGAGACCGUUGGGUUGUAGGGUCAGUGUGUUUUUAAAUGAGCUUUAAUAACUUGCUGAACACAGGAUAUCGCGUUUCUCCUGGCUCAAUGUGCAGUCAUAUAAAAAAUGUAUUAAACAUAUAAAUGCAAACAUAAAUAAACAUAAUGGACAUAAUAGACGACUAGGACAUAACAACAUGUCAGUUGAUAUAAUAAGGUGCUCAGGUGGUUGAGACAUUGAAUUAUUGCACAGGGUAACAGCAGGCUUUGUCGGAGCUGAAUAUGUGCAUUCAGUCAGUCUUGGUUCGCAUUUGUGCUAGUGUGCAUUUUAAAGGGAAUUGAGGAGUCUGACGGCCUAUGGGUAGAAACUCCUGCAGAGCCUGGAAGGUCCUGCACUGCAUGCUGCAGUAACAUUUGCCAGAGGGCAGAAGGGUAAACAGUCCAUGUGUCCAUGGGUGGGUGGAGUCUGUGGUUAUUUUGGUGGCUAUGCUAAAAGAGCGUGUCAGGUACAGAUCCUGUAUAGAUGUGAGAGAGGUGCUCACCACUCUGGUGCAGCUGCCAUACCACACUGAUCAGAAUGAGCCAACAUUAGCCAACAUUUGCUAAUAUUAGCUGACAUGAGACCAGACCAGAGCCAGAUCAGAGCAGAACACCUGAGUGUACUAACUUUUUCAUUUAGAGAAUGCAUGUGUUAUUUCAGACAUUACAUGGUGAUCAUAACAAUCUGAGAUGAAUUCUCAUACAUCAUUGAUGACUUUGAAUAUUCUGUUUAUAUGUUUGUCAACAGCUGAAUUAUUCACUGCCUCUUCUACAGCUUUGAUUCCAUCACUUGUAAUAUAAAUAUAGUUUUAUGUGUUAAAUGACAGCAGGUUACAGUGUGUAGCAUUAGGGUGGUGGGUUAAACCUUUAAAAUAAACGUACACAUUGAGCCUUUAAUGUCUCGCAUGAUGUUACUUUAAUCUUCCGAAUAACCACGUUUGUAUUAGAGGUGUCUCUUCAUGGUUCAGACUGUCCUUUUCAUACUAGACAGAACAUGUUUCAUUUAAAAAUGAGCUGAUCUGUGAACAUACCUGUCUAAACCUGAAUGUGGGAAUAAAGCUGUUGAAGCAGUA